AUUUGUUGUUUACAUCGAUUGGCCUCAAAUCCGAAGUGUUUAUCUUUACCCUUACUGAUUAUUAAUCUUAAUUGUUUUUUGUGUUUAAUUAAUCUUGAAAUUGUUUAAUCUCAGGUUAAUCCACUGAUUUGGAUUAUCUUUGGAUUUUUAUUCUCAGAUUCAAGUAAAGGAUCUACUUUUUUUGGUUGGAAACGAGUCUUUGUUUACAUUUUCUUCCAUGUGGUUAACCAGGUAAACUUUAACUGUCGAUUACUUUUACUGAUUUGUUUUAAUUUGAAUUGUGAUAAUUGUUUGAUUCAACAUGACUGAGUGUUCAUCUCUUGUGCUACUUGGAUUUGUUGAUCAACCGAUUAAAGAUGAAAGUAACAUUUAUUGGACUACUAAUAAGAUUGGAGGUGAAUCAAUUUUCCCCAAAACAAUUGAAGAUUCAAAACUUGCAAACCUUAUGGAUGACCAAUUGAUUUGUCCUAAUUGUGUUAAAUUGUGCUCACCAAUUUGUCAAAUACAAUGUGCUGUUGAUGAUAAUCCAGCUUUAAGAUUGAUUUAUGUAUUUGCUUGUCUUCAAGAUAAUUGUAAUCAUUUCUCUGUCUUCAGAUUCAUUCAUCACCAAGAAUCAUCAAAUUGUGAUCCAGUUGAAGUCUCACCCCAACAACAAUCAAAUCAACGUCAAAUUUGGGCUAAUGACUCAUCUAAUUGGAGUGAUGAUGAUGGUGAUGAUGGUGAAAAGAUAAAUCUUAAUUUCUCCGGAAAUAAUUCACAACAAAUUGCCGAAUCCUUGGAACUUACAAAUACUGAGAAAGGAAAAUUUUUUCCAAAAAAAAUCUCCAAUAACGAUAAUCAUACUUUCCAACCUUAUUACAUUUAUGUUGAGAAUUUGGAAGAUUUAAAAUAUUCUAAAUCAUAUUCAUCGAUGAAACAAUUUAAAUAUAAUCUGGAAGAUGAAGAUGACAACAACUUUAUCGGUGAAGAUGGUGAAAAAUAUGAGAAUCCGGAAGUUUCAACAAUCUUCUCGAACGAUAAAAAGUCUUACAAAUUUUAUAAAAGUUUACGAGAUUGGCCUGGUCAGAUAAUUAGAUAUUCGUGGAAAGGUCAACCUUUAUUGAAUAAAUCUAUCGGCUUUCCUGGAGUAGAUGAUUGUCCAAAUUGUGGCUGUAAACGUACAUUUGAAUUACAAUUGAUGCCUGGACUAAUUUCUCAAUUAAAAUGUUCAUCACAAUCAAGCGAACCAUUGAACAUCGACUUUGGAACUGUUCUAAUCUAUUGUUGUUCAAACAAUUGCGAUAAUCAACAAUUUAAUGAAGAGAAAUGUAUUUUCCUUGAAGACUUAGACAGUAAUGUUAUCGACGAUUUUGUCUCCUCGCGUGGUUCAGGUCAAAGAUGAUUUCGAAUUACCUUUAAUUUGAUUUAAAUGUAAUGGGGUGAGAAAAGAUCAUCAAACUUUUCCACUUCCUGGUUUAACUGGCCUGGUCUUCAAAA
Panonychus citri (citrus red mite) is the source of this 1476-nucleotide messenger RNA. RefSeq names its product programmed cell death protein 2-like. Lineage: Eukaryota; Metazoa; Arthropoda; Arachnida; Trombidiformes; Tetranychidae. Bases 302 to 1381 code for a protein of 359 amino acids. Gene Ontology annotation, cellular component: cytoplasm. The transcript has a single exon. The record is from RefSeq and is a predicted model, not a curated record.